This is a messenger RNA of Condylura cristata (star-nosed mole), 785 nucleotides long. It is a transcript of the gene RPS27L, whose product is annotated as ribosomal protein S27-like. The record is from RefSeq and is a predicted model, not a curated record. Bases 281 to 616 code for a protein of 111 amino acids. The transcript is spliced from 4 exons. Gene Ontology annotation, molecular function: RNA binding; structural constituent of ribosome. Gene Ontology annotation, cellular component: cytosolic small ribosomal subunit; ribosome. Lineage: Eukaryota; Metazoa; Chordata; Mammalia; Eulipotyphla; Talpidae. Gene Ontology annotation, biological process: translation; ribosomal small subunit assembly.
GCUUCCCAGGCCGGUGUACAUCGCUGGAGGCUGGCCCGGGCACCGCGUCCAGUGCGUGAACCUAGGGCUGGCAGCACCCGCCCACGAGCCCGUCGGAUUCCGUUGUACAGGAUAUCAGAUUGGCGACACUGUCACAAGCCCCCUGACCCCAGAACCCACGGCCCGUAGCACCAGACCGGAGCCUCCAACCACCGAGAGGAGCGGCUAGAGCGUACAGGCCUGGCCGGUUGGGGGGAGGGGGGCUCUCUGCUCCUCCCAGCCGCCUCUAUCCCGGAAGUUGAUGCCGCACGCCUCAUCUUGUGCAGUUUACUGUGGUGUCGCCCUAGAGUUGAGAACACGUUGUCCUCGCUACAGGAUCAACAUGCCUUUGGCUAGAGAUUUGCUUCAUCCAUCCUUGGAAGAGGAAAAGAAAAAACAUAAAAAGAAACGGCUUGUUCAGAGCCCAAAUUCUUAUUUUAUGGAUGUAAAAUGCCCAGGUUGCUACAAGAUUACCACGGUUUUCAGCCAUGCUCAGACAGUGGUUCUUUGUGUAGGUUGUUCAACUGUGUUGUGCCAGCCGACAGGUGGUAAGGCCAGGCUCACAGAAGGGUGUUCAUUUAGAAGAAAGCAACAUUAAUGAUCUACACAACUUCCUGAAUUUGUGUUAAAUCGCAGAAAGCCUUACCAGUUCAGUAAUUCUAGUUAAUCUAUCAAGAUAAUGUAAUUAAGUUUAAUUUUGUAAGGUAUACAACAGUGAUCUCCUAUUUUGGUGUCAGUUUUUCAAUAAAGUUUUGAUUAUGGGCAAA